AUGUCGAGGAGGCCUAACACUUCUCGACGGGUUCCUAAUGGUGGAGGCAUUCCAUUUGUGAGCUCUUUUCACCCCAAAUCACGCCCAUCACCGAUAUUAUCUCUUGUACUUUUGGUUGUGGAUGCGAUCCUAAUAAUUGGCUAUAUAUAUAGUGUUUCAGGUGGAACCGCCAGAAAUGCAGAGGCUUUAAGUAAGCUUGAAGAAGUUCAGAGAGCAUUUCCCAUUUUGAAGAAAGCUUAUGGCAAUAGAAUGCGUAGAGUACUGCACAUGACGAUGGUGGCAACUGCAAGACUCUUGUGCGCAAAGGCAUUGUGUGUGGCAGACAUUAGGUUUCCUCUUCCCUACCGGGCAAAGUCAUUUUCUCUUGUCAUAGUGUCUGAUGCGUUAGAUUACUUGUUCCCAAAAUACCUUAACAAAACUCUUUCAGAAUUGGCAAGGGUAUCUGCUGAUGGUUUUUUUUUCAUAUUUUCCGUUUUAGGGUAUCCAGGUCAGCAUAGAGCUAAAGUGGCAGAGCUUGCCAAAUUUGGCCAAAUUGCGGAGCUCAUCUUGGUGGAUAAGGUUUUUUUGUUCAGACCAGCUUACAAGAAAAUGAAGCCUGCCACAAAGAAGUUUGAGCAGGCUGCAACCAAGAUGUUAUACAAGCCGGCUUGCCAAGUUUUCCACCUCAAGUCUUCUUGGUGGAAAGUUGCCAAUUAGCUUCUUCGACUCCAAUAGGAGACUAAAUUAUAUUGUUGGAAAUCAAACUACCUUGUUAUAUAUUCCAACUAAGACACUAAAAUUUUGUUGAAUUGUGUACGUUAGUCUCCACAAAAAUGUUUUCUUGCAGUUGCAAAUGUAGUUCUUUUUGGCAUGUUGAAACUCGCUAUAUUUUUGUGAUAAUUGUAAAAGAAACCUAACUAUGUGAGAAUUCUGAGUCAGUUUUGUCAAGGAAGCAAUUG
Molecule: messenger RNA, 938 nt
Organism: Ilex paraguariensis (yerba mate)
Lineage: Eukaryota; Viridiplantae; Streptophyta; Magnoliopsida; Aquifoliales; Aquifoliaceae
Source: the annotation of a GenBank genome assembly